Molecule: messenger RNA, 2280 nt
Organism: Vicia faba (fava bean)
Lineage: Eukaryota; Viridiplantae; Streptophyta; Magnoliopsida; Fabales; Fabaceae
Source: the annotation of a GenBank genome assembly
AUGGAUAAGUCAUGGAUUAUUAAGCCACAAUCAUCGAUUGCGUAUCAAAAAAGGACACAAGAAUUUAUUGAUUUUGCAUUUAAAGGUGCAAAAGAAAACGACGUAGUAAUAUGUCCUUGCAAACGUUGCGGUUUCAGAAAAUUAAAGAGUAGGAGUGACAUGUUCGACCACUUAAGUUGGUCACCAUUUCCGCAGGGAUAUACCAUGUGGAUCCAUCACGGAGAGUCUUUUGUACGAUCUAGUACUAUCUCCCCUAGUACUACUCCAAGUAUGGUAGAAGAUACUAACAUUGUCGAAGAACCUAUUCAGAACAUGAUCAACGAUGCAUUUGGAGUUUAUGGGAAUCAUGCAAAUGAAAUACCAUCUGCGUCAAAUUUGGAGAUUGAACAAGAAGAUUAUGUGAUGCCAAGCUCAACUCAGGAAAGAAACGAAGCCAAGGAGUAUUAUGAGUUGGCUAGAGAAGGAGAACAACCUUUAUAUGAAGGGUGUAGACGAUAUUCAAGACUAUCUUUUUUGGUUAAGUUGUACCAUAUAAAGUGUUUAUGUGGAUUGAGUGAGAAGGAAAUGACAAUGAUUUUAGAGUUAAUAAAAGAUGCAUUUGAAUAUGCAAACAUUCCAAGUUCAUUCUAUGAAGCCAAGAAAUCAAUCACAAAACUUGGUUUGAAUUAUGUAAAGAUACCCGCAUGUCCAAACGGUUGUAUGCUUUAUUGGGGAGAAGAUGAGGAGAGGGAGACUUGCAAAAAUUGCAACACUUCAAAAUGGAAAACAAAUGAGGAUGUCUCUGUUAACAAGAAAAAAAAGAAAAUUCCUGCCAAGGUUCUUCGGUUGGGUUCACUUUCUGGGUGGAACACAUACACAGGACUUGCUUGCCCAUCGUGUAACUUUCAAACUACACCUCUCCAUCUUAAAGCUAGUCGUAAAUGGUGUUUUAUGGGUCAUCGUCAUUUCCUUGAUCGGAGACACAGGUUUAGAUUGAACAAGAUCCGCUUUAAUGGUGAACAAGAAAUGCGGAGUCCACCGAGAACAUUAUCUGGACAUGAAGUUUUUGAAAAGGUUAAAGAUGUUGAAGUCAUCUUUGGUAAAAAGGCAGUGAAAGAAAAAUCAGUAAAAAGAACACGUGAGGAACAACCUAUAGAAGGUGAUAGUACACAAUGUGAUCCUACAAAAGAAGUUAAACUUGGAGGUCCUGUUCAUUAUCGAUGGAUGUAUCCUGUUGAAAGGUACUUGGGAAAACUUAAAUCGUAUGUACGUAAUAAGGCAAAACCAGAAGGGUCUAUUGCAGAAGGAUACCGUUUUGAAGAGAUUCUUACAUUUUGUUCAAGAUAUCUAGAAAAUAUUGAGACUAGAUGGAAUCAACCUGGACGUGUAGAUGAUGACCCUAUUGAUGAUAUCCAAACUGCUUCACGUGUAGCUGAAUUAUUUCCUAGAGUUGGAAAACCUGUGGGUGGAUCUUCUUAUUACACCCUAACACCAACUGAAAAAUUGCAGGCUCAUAGACACGUUUUAACAAACUGUCCAAUAGUUGACGACUAUCUAAAGCAGUUCCGAAGUUUUACUCAAAACCAAAUGAGGCGCAGUCAAAGAAGUGCUACUGAGAUAGACAAGAAGGUUCAUAAGGAGUUUGCGCAUUGGUUCAGCAAUCGUAUUCGCAACAAUCUUGACAACAUUCAUAGGCCAGAUAAAGAUGUUCUCAUUAGUCUUGCUCAUGGACCUUUUGAUAAAGUUAAAAUAUUUACCGCGUUCAAUGUCAAUGGAUUCAAGUUUCGAACGUUGGAACGAGACAAUAUUUUAAAAACUCAAAAUAGUGGAGUUUUUGGCAUGUUUGGGACACGAAGUUAUUCAAGCAAUAGUGAUACCCAAAUGAGAUUUGGAGGGGUCCCUUACUAUGGAAGAUUAAUAGAUAUUAUUGUGCUUUCCUAUGAUGGCUUCACAGUGCCCAUGUUUAAAUGUGAAUGGGCUAAUACCAUAAACCCAAGAGGAAUUAAGAUAGAUAAGUUGGGUUUUACCUCUAUAAACUUUGCAAGACUACUACAUACUAGUGAACAUGAAGAUAAUGAGCCAUAUAUUCAAGCAUCUGAAGCUCAUAUGGUUUUUUAUGUAGAUGAUGAGAGUGAACAAGGAUGGAGCAUACCUGUUCAUUUGAAGCCAAGAGACUUGUAUGACAUGGGUGGAAAUGAUGAAAUUAUGACACCCAUUGAGCCAUAUCCAUCACAAAAUUUGGAACAAAUCUUUUCAAAUGAUGAUCUUGGAACUUCAGCGACAAAUGAUGACAAUAGUUAA